GACCCCUUCAGUCCUUGGCGGGAGGCCGACUUGGGUUCUGUCUUGGCUCUGCCAGUGAACCAGCUGUGUGGCCUUGGGCAGGUCACUUAACCUUGGCUUCAGUUCUGUAAAAUGAGGACGAUAAUAGUCACUUUGGAGAGGUUGUAAUAAAAGAGAUUAAGUAAACGCAGUGCUAGGUUUUGCGGAUGGGUGGUCAGUUAAGCGGUGCUUGUUCACUGAGACGACCAUAGCCGGACUGGCUGGUGUUGGGGUUGAAGUAUUGCGGCGACAGGCAUGGUCAGGUUCAGGUGUUACUCAAUGAAUGAGGUUCUUGGAAUGGUUUUAAGCCCCGCUUGGUUAGUUGUGGUUAAAGGAACAAACCACAGAAAGGCUCUCUGCUUUUAGAAUUAGUUUGAUACCUUUCUGCUUGCAAUAAGAAUGUCAUGCUCAUGUUCGUAAUAACAGCUGGAUAUCCAUUUUUUGCUUCUCUUUCUCUCCUAUUUUCACAAUUGGUGUGUAUUAAUAACAUAGUUUUUGUAUCCCAGACCCCCAAAGGUAUGAGCAAAUGGCUUUGUUUCUAUUGCUCUUAUUCAUUGUGCUUGGUCUGUGCAAAUGAAUGAGACCCAAAGAGUUGGGUAUAGCUAUAAGGUUGAAAUAACAUUUACCCACUGGGCACACUUCUGUUGGAGGUCAAUGAUUGUUUUCCCCUGGGCUUUGGUUUAGUAGUACUGUCAAUUUAUGACUACGCUGAAGAUGCUUUGUAACAAUUCUGCAAAGAAUACCUCUUGAAAGUGUUGUUUUGAAGAUAAGAGUUGGUUCUAUACGAAUAACUCAGGUCUGCAGGUAAUUUCAGGAAUGGUGAUUGACUCAGGAUUUUUUUUUUUUUAAAGAAAUGAAAAAUUUUAAAGAGAAGACCUGGUCGGAAAGCAGCUCCAAUAGAGUGAGCCAAAGGGGCCCUAAAUUAAAAAAAAUAAAUAAACAAAAAACCCCACCUGUAAGUGCUUCUACUUCUUUCUGUUGAAACCUCACCGCAGCUUUGGCUUGCAAAAUUGUUCUCAUUUUGUAGAAGAGAAAACCUAGGCUCCUUGUGGCUAAGGGUUGUCCAUGUCAGGUGACUCAUAAAGACUAAGAAUGGAUGAGUCUGGCCCAAUAUUCUUUCGUUUUAAUGUGCUGCCUCUGGAUCAUCAAGCUUUCAGCUUAUGUGGAGAAGUUGUGGAAGCCACCUAUGAAUCCAUUUGGUGAAUUUAUGGAGAAGCCCUCAAAUGAUGGAAGUCAUUCAGAAGAACUGUUUUCCCAUUUUAAAAGUAGACGAGAGAAAGAACAUUUACCACAGCACGCCAGUGAAAGUCAAGUCUGCUGCCUAAAGCAGGACAUCCUAAAUGAAAAGACUGAAUUGGAAGCAACAUUUAAGGAAGCUGAGUUGGCAACCUUUUCUGUAGAAUUACUUUUGCCAUUAUUUAAGGACACUAUUGAAGAGGUGAGUUUUGAAAAUAGAGGGGACAGUUUAUCCAGCAUGUUAGAAAAGCUAACUGGUAAUGAAAGUGAGAACACUGAUCUUAAGAAGAAGAUACUUGAAAAGGAGACCUAUAUCCAAGAACUUUCUUGUCUGUUUCAGAAUGAAAAGGAAAAUGCUUUGAAAGCAAACCGUUUUUCACAAUCAGUAAAAGUAGUGCAUGAACGACUACAGCUCCAAAUUCAUAAAAAGGAAGCAGAGAAUGAUAAAUUAAAAGAACACAUAAAGAGCUUAGAAACCAAGAUAGCUGAAUGGAACUUGCAAUUGAGAAAAAGUAAGCAUGAGACUGUAGCAAUGAAAGAUUCAAGUAAGCAAAAAGCAGUAGCUCUAAAAAGAGCAUCUAAAAUUUACAAACAAAGGCUUGACCAUUUUACUGGAGACAUUGAAAACCUUACUUCCCAGAUUAGAGAUCAGGAAGCCAAGUUGUCUGAAACAAUCUCAGCUUCCAAUGCCUGGAAAAGUCAUUAUGAGAAAAUUGUAGUAGAAAAAACUGAAUUGGAAGUUCAGAUCGAAACAGUGAAAAAGCAAAUCAGUACUCUUUUGGAAGACCUGAAGAAAAUGGAAGACGAUGGAAAAAAUUCAUGUGAAGAAAUUCUUAGAAAACUUCAAUCAAUUGAAGAUGAAAAUGAAACUCUGAAUCUUGAGAAUACAAAAUUAAAAACUACACUUGCUGCUUUGAAGGACGAGAUCGUUUCUGUUGAAAAUGAACUCGUAGAAUUGCAAGAAGUAGAAAAACAACAGAAAACUCUUAUUGAAGUGUAUAAAACUCAGAUACAAAAGUUGCAAGAAGCAGCUGAAAUGGUGAAAAGCAGAUGUGAAAAUUUACUACAUGAAAAUAAGCUAAUAACAAAAAACAAAAGUAAAAAAUUAGAGAAGAUGAGAGGCCAGAUGGAGUCUCAUCUGAAGGAGUUAGAGUGCAUCCGCGAUUCCUUGACGACGGCGGAGCAGAGGCUUCGGGAGUGUCAGGAGAGUCUGCAGCACUACCAGGGGAGAUGUGCAGACCAGGCCCACACCGUUAGGGAGCUGCAGGGCCAGGUUGAUGGAAAUCACAAUCUUCUGACAAAGCUUUCUCUGGAAGAGGAAAAUUAUCUUAUUCAGUUGAAGUGUGAAAAUCUUAAACAAAAAUUAGAACAGAUGGAUGCGGAAAAUAAAGAGCUUGAAAAGAAGCUGGCAAACCAAGAAGAAUGUCUAAAGCAAAGCAAUCUUAAGUUUAAAGAGAAAUCUGCAGAAUAUACAGCAUUGGCCAGACAGCUGGAAGCUGCUUUAGAAGAAGGAAGACAAAAGGUUUCUGAAGAAAUAGAGAAAAUGUCAUCUAGAGAGAGGGCUUUACAAAUUAAAAUAUUAGAUCUGGAAACUGAGCUUAGAAAGAAAAAUGAAGAACAAAAACAACUUGUUUGCAAAAUGAACAGUAAAGCACAACAUCAGGAAGUAUAUUUGAAAGAAAUAGAACAGACUCUUGAAAAGUCGGAGAAUCAAAAUGAGAGUAUUAAGAAUUAUUUACAGUUUCUUAAAACUUCUUAUGUAACAAUGUUUGGAUAAAUUGUUGAACUUAUUUUCUAUAAGCAAUGAGUUUUUACUAUGAGUCUAAAAAGUGAUCAGGUAAAAAAUAAACAAAUAUACUAUCUGUUGUUACACUUGAUGAUUUAUGAGUGGUAGUGUUAGAGUUUUUAUAUAAAGAUUUUGAAACAUACUUUAUUAUCCACUGGAAACUUUAAAACAAGAUAGAUGCUAGUAUUCCUUUUUGCUGGAUAAUUUUCACUUGGCUCUGGUUUAAUUCCUAUUUAAAUUAUUUUGGUUUUUAGAAUAUUUUUCACAUACACACAAAAGAAGCCCGAAUCAUUCUUUGUGACUGUCUGCAGCCACCAUUCAAAUGAAUUUGUAAUAAAUCUAGGCCAAUUAUGACCCAAAUACACGAUCGUAAAUAAUGUAUAUAAUUGUUUUUCAUUGUGGUGCUAUAUAGAUAUAAUAAAGGCAAAUAUUCUGGAUAUUAAUUUUUAAUAAUGGUAUAAUUACAUACUUUAUAAAGAUACCAAAUGUCUCAAUGUACUUACUCUUGUUUCAAGUAUAUGCUAAGAUGCCAUUAUAAUUUCUGUGAGGUUUUAAAUAUAGAAUUUGAAGUCAUAGCUAUUAAAUGCCAACUGAUGGUGACAGAUGAAAAUA
Equus caballus (horse) is the source of this 3652-nucleotide messenger RNA. The record is from RefSeq and is a predicted model, not a curated record. Lineage: Eukaryota; Metazoa; Chordata; Mammalia; Perissodactyla; Equidae.